Molecule: messenger RNA, 1194 nt
Organism: Lineus longissimus
Lineage: Eukaryota; Metazoa; Nemertea; Pilidiophora; Heteronemertea; Lineidae
Exons: 1
Coding region: 1-1194 (397 amino acids)
Source: RefSeq, a predicted model, not a curated record
AUGGUUCAGCACGUAGCGGAACCUACACAUGUGCAGGGUCACACACUUGAUGUUGCCGUUACCAGGGACAACCAUCGCAGUCUUGUCUCAGACAUCCAGGUCCGUGAUCCUUGUCUUUUCAACGAUAAAGGGGACCAAAUCAAGGACCAUCUUGCGGUCAGCUUGACGACAACACUUGCGAAACCGGCUCCUGUUAGAGUUACAGUCCCCUACAGGAAGCUAAGGCAGAUAAAUGUUGAUGCCUUCCGGAAUGAUAUCGGAGAGUCGUUGGUCUUUCAUGAGGCCAGCCCAGUGGACGAUUUGGUUCAGUCAUACACCGAUGGCUUGACUACACUUCUAGACAAACAUGCUCCUCUUCAACACAAGACACUUGUUCUCCAUCCCAAAUGUCCGUGGUAUACACAAGAGAUCCACGAUGCCAAACAUGUUAGGCGGGGCUUGGAGCGCAAGUGGAGGAAAACGAAGCUCACCGUUCAUCAUCAGAUGUAUCGUAACCAGUGCGCAGUAGUUAACAAGCUCAUAAAGCAGGCGCGGACAUCACAUUAUUUAGCGAAGAUCACCGAAUGUGGCCGCGAUCAAAAGCAGAUAUAUAAAAUAAGCCGGCAUCUACUGGGGGAUACUGGGUCUUCCCCGCUGCCACAAUCCGAGUCGCCUAAGGAACUCGCUGAGUCCUUCACUAAGUUCUUCACGGAUAAGAUUGCUAAGAUCCGGGAAACCCUCAACACUGCCCAGGAUGACUGUUCCGAAACGGCCGACGAGCUACCAGAGGGAGUGACCCCUCUCUCCGCAUUUCCACCAGCCACAGAGGAGGAGGUCAGAAGGAUUGUGAUGAAAUCCCCCUCGAAAUCCUGUGAACUGGAUCCAGUUCCAACAUGGCUUCUUAAACUCUGCAUUGAUGAACUGCUUCCAAUACUGACUGCCAUAAUAAAUGCAUCGCUAAAAGCUAGCUGUGUUCCCCGCGCUUUUAAAUCUGCGCUGAUUCGGCCUCUACUAAAGAAGCCAAGUCUGGACUCUGACAUUCUCAAAAACUACCGCCCUGUGUCAAACCUACCCUUUGUGUCGAAGGUUGUGGAGAAGGUCGUUGAUGCCCGCCUCGAACAUCACCUCCUGUCCAACUCGCUGCAUGAAGAAUUAAAUGCAGUCCGCCUUCCGAAGAGGUCACUCAACAGAGACCGCUCUACUAAGGGUUCAUAG